UGUUGUAGCGGGCCCGCUUUCCGGCGGGUGCGCGGGUCGCGCGCUGCCGCUGCAGGCGGUCAGCGACCCCUGCCCUGCUCCUCUUUGCGGCCCCGGCUUCGGAGCUCGCUUGCAUCUCCUUCUUAGCGAGAGAGCGGGGCCAGGCGCUGCACUGGCCUGACCAUGAAGUGACCUUGGUCGAAUCACCUGUGCGCGAGCCUAUCAGAGCCCCUUCUCUGAAGCAAUUGAGGACCCAGACCCCCUUCCCCCCAGAGCGGCCCCACAGGCUUGCACAGUGGCCGGGGGAGCGUCGGGCCGCUGGGGGCGGGGGCAGGCCGGCCGAGGGAGAUGCCCUUGCACGUGAAAUGGCCGUUCCCGGCGGUGCCGCGGCUCACCUGGACCCUGGCCAGCAGUGUCGUCAUGGGCCUGGUGGGCACCUACAGCUGCUUCUGGACUAAGUACAUGAACCACCUCACCGUGCACAACAAGGAGGUGCUGUACGAGCUCAUCGAGAACAGAGGGCCUGCCACGCCCCUCAUCACUGUCUCCAAUCACCAGUCCUGCAUGGAUGACCCUCAUCUCUGGGGGAUCCUGAAACUCCAGCACAUCUGGAACCUGAAGCUGAUGCGUUGGACCCCUGCGGCUGCAGACAUCUGCUUCACUAAGGAGCUGCACUCUCGCUUCUUCAGCCUGGGCAAGUGUGUGCCUGUGUGCCGAGGCACAGUGGGAAGGGACGCCACCGAGUUGGCAGGAGGCAAUUGUCGCGGACGAAAGAAGCAAACUCGGAUGUGUGGCAGCACGGAAGCUGCUGCUGACCCCACAGGAGCCUUCCCAUGCGGAGAUGGCGUCUACCAGAAGGGGAUGGACUUUAUUUUGGAGAAGCUCAACCAUGGGGACUGGGUGCACAUCUUCCCAGAAGGGAAAGUGAACAUGAGCUCCGAGUUCCUGCGUUUCAAGUGGGGAAUCGGGCGGCUGAUUGCCGAGUGUCAUCUGAACCCCAUCAUCCUGCCACUGUGGCAUGUUGGUAUGAACGACGUCCUCCCUAACAGCCCACCCUACUUCCCCCGCUUCGGACAGGUCGUUUGGGCUGGGGCUACAGACACUCGGCCUGCUCCUUGUCGUCCACAGAAAAUCACCGUGCUGAUUGGGAAGCCCUUCAGCGCACUGCCUGUGCUUGAGCGGCUCAGGGCAGAGAACAAGUCAGCAGUGGAGAUGCGCAAAGCGCUCACCGACUUCAUUCAGGAGGAAUUCCAGCGCCUGAAGACCCAGGCGGAGCAGCUCCACAACCACCUCCAGCCUGGAAGAUAGGCCCUGCCUGUCCGGCCCCUGGUCCUGGAUUCCUCUCAGGCCUGAGGAGCAGCUGGGUCUCCCCAGUCUUGGGGAAGAGGCAGUAGGGGGACCCCUGCCCCAGUUCACUUGGCUCUCAGUGCUGCCUUUUGGAUUCUCACCCCGCGGCUGGAGAGGAUGAAUGGAUUGAAGCUUUUAGCUCAAUGUGGCUUUUAGGCAGAUUGGUUUGUAACCCUACCAGGUGCCCCUCUGGUUAAAGGAAGGGCCUCAGCUGCUCCUCCCACGUGGCUGAGAAGGGAGGAAGAGGCUUACGCAGGGGCCUCCUUCCUUCUUGUGUUCAGAUGUUCUCUUCCGGUGCUUGCAUCAGGACGGAGCACAGCAUGCCAGUGGACAAGUAGUUGUGUGGGGAGUGGGUGGCCCAUAAGGCCCCUCAGCCUAGCUCCUGUCCGCCCGCCCUGAACUGAUCCGGGAGCUGCUCACUACCUCUUCAGGGAUGGUUGUCAGACAUGUCUUCCUCCUGCCCGAGCUUCCCCCCCACCUGCAGGGCCUGGCCCUGGACAGGGCCCGGCCUCAGGUGGGCUGCAGGCAGAAAGAGCAGCCCUUUGCCAAAGGGAGCCUACAGCGAGGGCCUGACAUCUGUCCGCUCGUCUCCAUGCCAGGACCCAUGGCUUCUCCAUCCUUUCUGCCCCUUGGCAUCACUUGUGUCCUGGGGCCUGGGUUUCCACAUUUUUAAAACAAUAAAGCAACUGUAUUGUGCUGUGGUACCUAUGGCCUCUCUGUAAGGGACAGGGGAGGGAGGUGACCAGCUAGGCCUUAGAGCCCUGGACAUGGCGAGAGCUCUUGAGCAGAUGGCCAUUGAACUCUCACGGUGCGCUGGUUACUGAAAGUGUCAGUUGUUGUCUGUAGUCCCCAUCACAACCUUCCCUAAGUAGGCAUUAAUCUCAUUUCGAGAAGGGGACAAGCAAGGGUAAGAAACUUGCUUCAAAACCCAAAGAUAGAUAGGGGUAGGU
Lepus europaeus (European hare) is the source of this 2276-nucleotide messenger RNA. It is a transcript of the gene TAFAZZIN, whose product is annotated as tafazzin, phospholipid-lysophospholipid transacylase. Gene Ontology annotation, cellular component: mitochondrial membrane. The transcript has 11 exons. Gene Ontology annotation, biological process: inner mitochondrial membrane organization; cardiolipin acyl-chain remodeling. Gene Ontology annotation, molecular function: 1-acylglycerophosphocholine O-acyltransferase activity. The coding region runs from base 328 to 1287 and encodes 319 amino acids. Lineage: Eukaryota; Metazoa; Chordata; Mammalia; Lagomorpha; Leporidae. The record is from RefSeq and is a predicted model, not a curated record.